This is a messenger RNA of Trichomonas vaginalis G3, 1638 nucleotides long. RefSeq names its product cysteine S-palmitoyltransferase protein. Lineage: Eukaryota; Parabasalia; Trichomonadida; Trichomonadidae. Bases 1 to 1638 code for a protein of 545 amino acids. The record is from RefSeq and is a predicted model, not a curated record. The transcript has a single exon. Gene Ontology annotation, molecular function: protein-cysteine S-palmitoyltransferase activity. Gene Ontology annotation, cellular component: endoplasmic reticulum; Golgi apparatus. Gene Ontology annotation, biological process: peptidyl-L-cysteine S-palmitoylation; protein targeting to membrane.
AUGAUUGUUAUAUUCCUUACACUAUGUGCAGCAGUUUUCGGCUCAUGGUCACUAUUUUAUACUACUUCCGGCGCAGCAACUAUAAUUCUCGUUGUAGUCUAUCUAUUAAUAUAUUUCAUUUGGUGGAUUGCGUAUCUAAAUGCAAUGUGCAGAAGUCCAGGAUACUUACCAUGGUUUUGGUUCAUAGAAAAACGUCGAAAAUACACUUAUGAAGAGCAAAUGGCAGGAAUAAUAACAACAGAAGAGCAAAAAACAUUCGCAUCAAACUUAGAUCGUCCAGAACGUGCAGUGUUUAGUGCUAAAGCACGUAGAAUCGUCUUACGCGCAGAUCAUAUCUGUAAAUGGAUCGGAAACUGGGUUGGUUUAAAGAACUAUCGAUACUUUUUUACACAGCUCGUUUGGUUUAUACUAGAGUUUAUUUGUUUCUUCAUAAUAUUCAUCCUAGAAAUUGUUGAUAUGGCGAAGAAUGGCUGGAAAACAACAGUUCCGCGUAUAGCUAUGCUUAUAUUAAUCAUUCCUGUUAUUCUUUUCUUCAUAUUCUUCAUGAUUGUGUUUGUUCGACACAUUGGCUACCUAACUACAAAUAAAACGACAGUACAAGCACUUAAAGCAGAACGAUCAGGCGAUUAUACGAAUCCUUACGACCUUGGAUGCAGACAAAACUGCAUACAAACGAUUGGCGAUGAAAAAUACUGCUUUGCAUGGUUCUGCCCGUGCCCAAUCCCUAGGAAUAGUGAUGGAUUUUACUGGAAGCGCAAUGAUAGUGCAUUUGUUGAGAACCAAGGCGAAAUUGUUCCUCCAUCAAACGCGAAUGCCGUUGAUUAUGAGAAGAAUGACGAUAACAAUAUUCUUCUCGCACCAAAGGAUAGCGAAGAAGCCGAAUAUCUCAGCUAUUCUGGCGAAGAAGAAAGCGAAUCAAGUUCAUUAGCUCUUAUGUUCUCAACGCAAGAGACAGGAAUCACAACAACAGAAGACACUCCAAGAAAAGCUCCUCCUCCACCCCCUCCAAAGCCCAUGGCUCCUGUUCCUCCUCCAAUUUCCGGUGAAUUUUUUACCAACACAACAGAUUACGUUCCAGAACCACAAUCUCCUAAAGAUGUAACACGUAGUUCAUUCAUAGACACACUAACAGACAAAACUGUUGACGGAGAUGAAGAUGAAGAUUUCGAUGAUUAUACUAAAGGUAAAAAACUUCCUCCUCUUCCAGUAGACAUUCCUCAGGAAUUGUCAAUACGCGAGACAGAUCCAGAAUCCCCUCAUCCUGCUGAUCCGAAAUCUCGAAGAUAUUACGAAAGUCUUCGAAAACCGCAUUUCAAACAUGAACCUGAUUUCGAGAAGCCACUUAAGCAUGUUCAUGUUAAGAAAGUACGGAUUGCAGUUAAGGAUGAGAAUGGAAACCCAACAGGACAACACAAAAUCAAAAAGAUCAAAACAUUCUCUGACAAAGAGGCGAAAAACGAAAAAUCUCGUACGAAAGGAAACAUUAUUUCUACUCCUGGAUUCUCUUCGCCUCCUUCUUUACCUGGUUCGAGUCUUUCCUCAAAAGAAAAGAAAGAUUUCAUGUUUGGUUUCUCUAUGUCAUCGCGAGAUUUCGGUGAUGAUACAUUCGGUGAUGAAUACUACAUCAAAAAUAAGUAA